CAUUUGCCGCUGUACGUGUCCUUGGACGCUCACUCUUCUUUCUUUACUCCUCCUGUCUUGUGAAACAAGAAAAACGCCCUUUUCUUUUCUUCACAAACAAGGAUCCCUUGGAUUGCGUGCUUAAUUAAUCUCAACCGUACACCCUUUCAAUCCAACGGUACAUCUCCACUCUCUCUCUGCACUACAACAAUAACACUCUCUCCCUCUUUCUUCAGCGGUUUUUAAUCAUCAUCAUCAUAAUAAACCCUAGUUAGCCGAAUCACUCUAACUCUCUCUCUCUCUCUCUCUCUCUCUCUCUCUUCGCUUUGCGUCCGAUUAUUUCCCUUUGUUUUCGUUUCAGGUUCGAUUUUAUAUAAUCUUUUCCUCUCUCACUCUUCAUCUGAUUUUUGUUUUUUGUUUUUUUUUUUUUAAUUCGACUCGAUCAUCGUUCGAGUAACGAUGGCUCUUGAUUCUAUGUAAGAAACAGAAAAAAGAAAAAAACCCGGUUCGAUUUUUCUUAGUUUUUCUGAUAAAAAGAACCGUACGGCAAUGCCGGCGGCAGGUAUGAGGCGGUCCACUAGGGUUUUCGGAGUGGUUAUGAAGGGAUCCGAAUCGGGUCGGGUCCUUCGAUCGGGUCGCCGGUUACUUCCAGAAGAAUCGGUUGAAGUUAAGAUAAAGAGAGAGAACGAAGGAGACGAUUGGCCUAUCCCGCCGCCACCACUUAAAAACAAAGCCGUAGUGCCGAGAAAGGCGCCAGUUGUGCCCAAAACGGAGGCUGAGGAAGAGCGAGCUGUAAAGCCGGUGAAAAGAAGCCGGGUCGGCGACGGAGUGGACAGGAUGUAUGGUAUUGCGUAUACUAGAAAGCGGAGAAGGACUGCUGGUGCUGCAAGCUUGGAACUUUCUAGUAAGAAAAGAGAAGAAAGUGGUGAAAUUUGUGUAUUUUCUGUUGUUGUGAAGUCCUGUGCUGCAAAGAGUGGCCGGUUUUCGUCUUUGUUGGUUUCGAUUUUGAGAUACAUGAUGAUGAUGAGGUUCACAGUUACAUUACCUGAGGUUUUUGCCUUUUUUCUGUCCAAACCAUCACAGGGUGUACAGUUUCUGCAGGGUUCUCCUCCUUCCAUCACUGGAAUCUGCCGGUUUUUUGAGAUCACACAGUUCAUUCCACUGUUCUCUGUUGAUUUUUCUGCUGUUCCGGUUUAUUUUGAGUAUCUGCACUCGUCAAUGCUUUUAGAUUUUCUCUUUAGGUCAUUUUUUAUUGUACAGAAUCCAAUAAAUGCACAUAGUGAUGAUAAGGAUCAUGAGGAGGAAAUUGGUUUCCUGAAAAACAAGGACGAAUUGCAGACUUUGUUUGAUACUGUUGAAAGAGAACCUUCUGCAAGUGGUACUGUUAUCCCUGAUGUUAUUCAAAUCAGUGACAGUUUAUCCUUACCUACGUCCGCCAAGGGUACUGGGCAACCUCGUAGUCGAAAUGGGCAGUUUAAAAGUGUUCUGAACUCUAGAUGCAUUCAGAAGAGGAGGAGUUCACUCAAGAAAAGGAAAGCUCACAGUCCUUCAACGAUGACUUUGCGCAGAAGUAACGGGUCAGUAGCUUCGGAUUUAGUGGGUAGUAGAAAAUGCAAUAUCCAGUUCUCUGGUAUGACCACCUCCACUAAGAGACAUAGAAGUUUUGUCAAUGAGAAUACUGCUGGAAGCUUAAAAGAAGCAAGUUCUGCCAAAUUGGGUUCAGCACAAAGUGUGGAUUCUUCUUUCUGCUUUGCAAACGUAUUGGUUAUAGAGUCAGACCGGUGUUACAGGGAAGAUGGUGCAGUUGUCACUUUAGAGAUGCCUGAUUCAACAGAAUGGCUUCUAAUUGUUAAGAGAGAUGGAUUGGAAAGAUGCACUUGCAAAGCCGAACAAGGGAUGCCAUCUUGGUCAUCCAACCGGUUCACCCAUGCAUUUAUGUUUUCAUUGGAUAAUGGUUGGAAGCUGGAGUUUACGGAUCGCCGGGACUGGCAUUUCUUUAAAGACCUUUAUAAGCAGUGUUUUGAUCGAAAUAUCCAUGGUCCUGUUGCUAUUCCAGUGCCAGGCGUUCAUGGGGUCUCUUCCUAUGCUGAAAGCAACAACAAUUCUAUCUUUCAGCGACCAGCCACAUAUAUAUCUGAGUAUGGGGAUGAGAUAACUAGAGCAAUGACAAGGAGAACUGCAAAUUAUGACAUGGAUGCUGAAGAUGAGGAAUGGCUGAGCAAGCUCAAUAAUGUGUCUCAAGAGCAUAUUUCAGAGGAUAACUUUGAGUUAAUCAUUGAUGCUUUUGAGAAGGUUUAUUAUUGUAAUCCAGAUGAUUCUUUUGAUGUAAAAUCUGCGGUCAGUAGUCGUCAGGAUCUUGGUAGCAUGGAAGUUAUUGAAGCGGUAUACACCUAUUGGAUGAGAAAACGGAAGCAAAAACAGUCUAUGCUAAUUAGGGUCUUUGAGAUUCAUCAAUCAAAGAGGGCAUCACUUAUUCCGAAGCAUUUUCUGCGAAAGAAGAGGUCAUUUAAGAGACAGCCAAGUCAGUUUGGUAGAGGCAGUCAACCAAGUUCGUUGAGAGCAAUGGUAGCUGAACAAGAUGCCUUGGCAGUGGAUAGAAUGCAUAAGGCUCAAGAAGCUAAAGCCUCAGCAAAAAAAUCCACUGAAACAGCCAUUGAAAAACGCAAAGAGGCCCAAUUUCUUGCUAAAAAUGCAGAUUUGGCAACCUAUAGGGCCUUAAUGAUGCUUCGAGUAGCACAAGCACUAGCUGUUGCUGGAGAAUCAGGAGAAGUUGUGGCCAAGGACAUUCUUGGGAUUGAUGGUUAGAGAUAAAUCCCGUUCCGGAUGCUAAUUAUAACACCAUACAUUUUAUUAUAGGAAUGCUCACAGGAGAUUUGCUGCUGUUCCCCCCUCCCCUCCUAUACUGUAAACUUUGUACAGAUUUUUGUUUUUUGAUGGAAAUCAAGACCUUAUACACUAAUCUUCCGUACCAAGUAGAUUGGUUGAUUUCUUUCCCUUGCAAAAAAGAAUCCUAAGAAAACGAAAUACAGGAUUUUCAAGACUCA
This is a messenger RNA of Medicago truncatula (barrel medic), 3023 nucleotides long. RefSeq lists its product as uncharacterized. NCBI's taxonomy places the organism in Eukaryota, Viridiplantae, Streptophyta, Magnoliopsida, Fabales, Fabaceae. The record is from RefSeq and is a predicted model, not a curated record. The transcript has 4 exons. Gene Ontology annotation, biological process: regulation of transcription by RNA polymerase II. Bases 529 to 2784 code for a protein of 751 amino acids. Gene Ontology annotation, cellular component: NuA4 histone acetyltransferase complex.